Molecule: messenger RNA, 1443 nt
Organism: Fimicolochytrium jonesii
Lineage: Eukaryota; Fungi; Chytridiomycota; Chytridiomycetes; Spizellomycetales; Powellomycetaceae
Exons: 3
Coding region: 168-1160 (330 amino acids)
Source: RefSeq, a predicted model, not a curated record
CUCUCUCCCAUCCGGACACCCACGCGUUCGUACGAGAUCCUCCCCUUUCUCCCUCCGUCCCUCCCUCCCACUUGCUUCAACCAACAAGCCUCGUUUCUCCAGGCUCGGUCUCAGGGUUCUCGGUUCUCACUCCCUCUCCUAUCCCCACCCCAGUCCUCUCACUCACAAUGUCCCGCCCACAACGCUCACGCAAACAAGUCAACUACGCUGAAGUAGCUUCCCUCGACGCUCCACUCUACCAACAAGACCUCUCAUCAUCCUCCAAGCGAGGAGGAGCAAAGACCGCCACAAAAGGCAAGGGAAGGAAGAACGCCGACGAUGCGGAACACGUGCAGUUGGCGGAGAAGGCGGGGGAUGAUGCCGUUGAUGUGGUGCGAGAUGGUGGAAAGGAGGAGACGGGGAAGAAGCGGAAAUCUGACGCGGCUCAGGAUGGUAACGGUAGUGGUGAUGCAGACCCGCAAACGGAAUCCCCUGCUCGACCAAACAAGCGAUUGAGCGUGCAGGAGCGAAGGGAACAAGCGGAUCUCCGUCUAGCUAUGGAAAGAUCCAUGCAUGGAGGAGGUGCCGACGAGCUUACGAUGGACGUUGCACAAUCAGAGAACGCUGUGGGCGAGACGGGAGUGGCUGGGUUGGAGAAUGACAAGGCGGAUGCACCGAAACCAAAGCCAAAACCCGCCACAACCGCCGCCACCAAACCAAGCACCACCAAAAAGCAAGUCACAAAACGCAAAACCACCCGAAACUCCGAGGACGAGGACGACGAGCCAUCUGAAUCUGACGCGGAGGUCGAUGACGAAGAUGGCGACGACGACGACGACGACGUGAAGCCCGCCCCAAAGAAGAAAACCACAAAACCAACCCCUAAACCUGCUCGAGGGGCAGCAGCAGCACAUCUUCAACCGAGCACAGCAGCUAACGUCUCAUCGGCACUACGGACCAGCACACGACGUCUGGUAUCCGCACCCGCUCCUGCAGCUUCUACGACACCCCCAACCUCCGCAUCAUCCGCAACACGCCCCACAUCAGCAUCAACUUCAACAUCCCACACAUCCACAGCGUCACCAGGCGCCGCAGCCUACGUCAACGCGCUGCCGUUGCGGUUGGGGCAGUCUAAGCGCGCAAAGUUGAAGCCUUUGUUGAAGUGUGUGCCGAGGCGGUGAUUGGGGUGGCGUAGAGGGGAAGAGGAAGGGGAAUGCUUGGGGAUGGCGGAUGGGGCGGCGUAGGUUAGCGGUUCUGUGAGUCGAGAUCAAGGUCGUAGGUAGCCAAGGCGUAGUUCACGAACUUUCCAUACUAUUGCACCAUGACUUUAUUCUUCUUGAAAUCUGUGGAUAUUAUGCCCAAAAAAGUUAUCCCAGACCUUCGUGUGCGGCCUUCCUGCUUGAUUAUUGAGCUUGAAAUGGAUACCAAGACACGAAGUCGGGAAAGCUGGAAACCGCGUCCUUC